Molecule: messenger RNA, 1565 nt
Organism: Drosophila subpulchrella
Lineage: Eukaryota; Metazoa; Arthropoda; Insecta; Diptera; Drosophilidae
Product: vicilin-like seed storage protein At2g18540
Exons: 3
Coding region: 88-1239 (383 amino acids)
Source: RefSeq, a predicted model, not a curated record
CCAAUUCAAUUGUGUAUUCCGUGUGGCUAGUAGAGAUUUGCGUUUGAAUUUAUUUGUUCGGUUGUGGAAAUCUAAUUUUUAUUCGCCAUGGACCCCAUGAACUCAACUUUCGACAAGCAGGAGUUCGACUGGGACGCCAUCAAUGUGGGCGACUACCAGUUGGAUCACUCGCAGAACUUUUUCGCUGCAGCCAACAAGGAGAACCACAGGCGCCUCAGCAAUGUUAAUGUCAACUACCUCCUGUCCUGUCCCACACCGCAGAAGAUCUGCCGGGAGCAGUUCGCAUCGGUGCCAGAGGAGCCCCAAAAAAGUCCCAAAUCGGAGCCCCAGGAGCCGAAGACAGAGAUCACAGCUGAUCACAGUCAGGAGCAGCAAAGCAACGACCUCUCGUCCUGUCCCUCGGAAUCCAAAGAGAAACUUGAAAUCGAGGCCCAGGAGCCAAGUACAGAGAUCCCAGUUGAUCACGCCCAGGACAACACCCUGGAGCAGCCCGAAGUGGUGCCGAUCAGUCCCAAAGAGGAGGCCAAGUCCCCAAAGGAACCUAAAGCGAUGCAGGAACCUGAGGUCCCAAUAGAUCAGGCUCAAGAGCAGCAGAGUGACCACAAACAAAUUAUUACCCUCAAAUGGGGCGAGGACGAGGAGGAGGAGGAGGAGGAGCAGCACAUGACAGAGGCCGACCAGCAUCUAGUCCACCAGGGCGCCCGUCCGCCCGGGGUAAGCGCCAAUCUGCGCCUCCAGUGGAGCCCCAAUAUCAAGCACGAGCACCACGAGGAGGCAGGCACCUCUGUCGCCCCCAAGGCCUACCAGUUCAAGGAUGUGUACGAAAGCAAGCGGCUGGCUGCGAUGCGCAGGCGCUCCGAGGAGGACAAGAAGGCACGCCAGUUCCACAGCCGACCCAUGCCCAACUUCAGGGCCAUGCACAAGCGCAUGGAAGAGCUGGUGGUCGUCCACAGGAUCACCGUGCCCCUGACGCCCGAGGUGGUCAAGCCCUGGCAGGGGCGGGUGCCCGAGAAUGUGGAUCAGGAGCGGCAGCGUCCGGCUGUCACCCGCUCAAAACCCUUCAACCUGCGCAGCGAGCAGCGCGUGCGCGACCGCCGCGAAUUCGACGCCGCCGUGCAAGUCGGCCAGGAGCAGAAGAAGAAGGAGCAAGACGAACAACGGAAGCGAUGCGAGCAGGAGGAGAUUAAGGAGAUACGCAAGAUGACCGUAUUCAAGGCGCGUCCGAAUCCAUUUAAAUAGUGCUCGAUGGAACCAGUCGACUACCAAACAUUUAAUCACCUUGUCCAAAUUUGUAUGAUGUAAAGUCGCUGCUACACAUUAACCGUGUCUACUACACCGGUUCAUAGUUUUACCACAUUAACACAGUUUUCGUCUCUAACAUUACUUUUACGCGUAUAUUUCGUUCCCUUUUUUGGCGGAUAAGAAACCACUAAAAUCGUAUGUUUGGCGGGAGGAUUAAACUAUAUGGAUAUGUAUACAAUAUAAGCAAUUUGCAAUUGCGAUCAUUAACUGUUUUCUAUUUGUACAAAGCCGAAAAAAAACAAUAAAUUAAUACUGUAAAUUAA